GUCGCAUCUAUCUCAAGAAAUAAAAUGAAAGAACAUCCGGACGGUCAUUAUUGCCUUGCCUCUGUCAAGGCAGCAAGGCAACUUGCUGCCCUGUUUCCAAUCUUUUCAGUAAUUGUGUCCCAAGAUAAUAAAGCCAAAAUCCCACUCAGCAUUCCUGCAGUUGGCAAAACUUUCAAAGCCAUACAAAGUGCUAAUGAGCCAACAACUCUUCCGGAUUAUGAUUUCUCUGUUGGCUCGAAACAGAAGCUCAUUCCUUUCGUUUAUCUCUUGAUUGAUCCAAAUGAUACAAAUGACACCCUUAGAAGCAGUCAACUGUCAAUAUAUAUCCGUUCACAAUAUGAAAUAGGAACAAGUGCUAUGAUGCAUAUGAGCGAUCUACAGUCAUUAGUAAAUAACAGCCAUUUCGACAAUAGGCUAAAGUUUGAUGAUAAAAUUAGACCCAUUUGGGUUCUCACUGUAGAUGAGG
Cetraspora pellucida is the source of this 466-nucleotide messenger RNA. NCBI's taxonomy places the organism in Eukaryota, Fungi, Glomeromycota, Glomeromycetes, Diversisporales, Gigasporaceae. The record is from the annotation of a GenBank genome assembly.